CCGCACUCUAAUGUCGUACUUUUAUUUAUUAAAAUAAAAAUAAAAACCCCACAAAAUCAGACACACUGAAGUGACCCAACCUCAACAUUCAUUUCUCAACGAUUCCAUUUAACCCCACAUAAGCUGCAGCUCAAGACACACACACACACACACACACUCUCUCUCUCUCUCUCUGACUCUUCAGAGUCUUUCCCUUUCCAACGGCACGUCGUUUCUCUGUACCAGCACGGCACCAUUAACCACCCCACGUAGACCAGAGUCGCCCGCCCACGGCAUCCACAUUGCGGUGGAAAGAGCAGAGCUGACCUUGGUGUUGCCACCAUAAACGACGACGUCUUUGCUGACUUCUGGUUUUGAGAGAGAGACAGGCACCCAAUGGAAGGUCGGUGCAAUUCUUCUUCUUCUUUAUCUUCGGCAUCGUCGUUCGGUUCUUGCUCCGCAUUGCGUGCUGCCAUUCCCAAAUCUCCUCCGCCGCCGCCGCCGCCACCGGGAUUGGAUUUGUACGGCAAGCGGAGGCAAAUGGUUAAGCUCCAGGUCUUGGAGAGAGAGAUUGGUUUGCUUCAGGAGGAGUUGAAAUCACUUGAUGGGCUUCAACCUGCUUCCAGAUCUUGCAGAGAGUAUGUCUAAACUUUUGUUGAGGCUUGACACAUUUAUAGGUGCUAAACAAGAUCCAUUCAUAGCUAACAGGAAUCAGGACGGUCGUAAAUCCCAUCACUUCUGGAACAGGAUCUGGGGAAAAUGUCGCUUCAAUCUUGCGUGGGUUUGCUGCUUUGGUGGCUGCUUGCCUCAUAGAUGUGCCUGCAAUCCGUCAUCAAAUUCCAAGUUCCAUGGUAGCAAUUGCAGAUGCUUGAAGAAAACAUUGCACCUAAAUUGUUGCAGUUUCCCAAGACUCUCAUAUCCAUCCUUUGGUUGCUGCUGUUUCAAGUUGUGUCCCUGUAAAUGUAAGAAGGUAAGCUUUUGUCCCAACUGUUGUUGUAACCCAUGCCGUCUGUUCGAUGGAUGCACUUGUUACUGGAUUAUCUAAACAAUUGUUGUAUAUAGUUUUUUAAAGCAAUACUUUUAUUUUCUUUUUCUUUUUCUGGAAAGUGUACAUGGAAAUUGGAAAUGCAAGACGCAUACUUUAUUUCACUUCCCUUGGGGGGUGCGUGGGUGAGACGUCGUUUUUGGAAAGAAAUAUUUGUGGGUGAAACGUGG
Ziziphus jujuba (common jujube) is the source of this 1194-nucleotide messenger RNA. RefSeq names its product guanine nucleotide-binding protein subunit gamma 3. The transcript has 5 exons. Bases 584 to 1024 code for a protein of 146 amino acids. Lineage: Eukaryota; Viridiplantae; Streptophyta; Magnoliopsida; Rosales; Rhamnaceae. The record is from RefSeq and is a predicted model, not a curated record.